Messenger RNA from Aedes albopictus (Asian tiger mosquito), 2228 nucleotides. Its product is annotated as TBC1 domain family member 20. Gene Ontology annotation, molecular function: GTPase activator activity. The transcript is spliced from 7 exons. Gene Ontology annotation, cellular component: endoplasmic reticulum membrane. Lineage: Eukaryota; Metazoa; Arthropoda; Insecta; Diptera; Culicidae. The record is from RefSeq and is a predicted model, not a curated record. Gene Ontology annotation, biological process: endoplasmic reticulum to Golgi vesicle-mediated transport; positive regulation of GTPase activity. Bases 1 to 1395 code for a protein of 464 amino acids.
AUGGAGAAGGUUGAGCUUCUGAAUGGUGGAUCCUCCAGCAGCUACUGCAACAGUUCGGUGGCGGAGGAGCAAAGUAAAUCACUGACCUCGAUCGAAGCGGAUCGCAGCUUCGAAGAAUAUUGUGACGAAAAUAAUCGGCUGAUGGAAGUGAAUGAUGAUUGCGAUGCAGGGGAGGUACGAGACGAUGAAGUUGGCAGCCUACUGGAGCCUCAGGCAGUCGGAAAGAACAUUGCCUUUGUCCAGCCAAACAACCAUCGCAGAUCCGAUGAACCGACGGAACUCAGCUUCGAAAAGUUUCCAGAAAAUCACGAAGAAAAACUAAAACGCAUCAAAAUUGAAAACGCUUUGGACGAUUCCAGCACCACACAAGACGAGUGGAGGAAGUUUGCGAAAUCAGAGUACGGGCUCAUCAAUGAUGACCUACGCCGUAAAGUAUGGCCUCUGUUGAUCGGCGUCGAUCCCAAACUAGUGGACCCCGCCCCGUCACUCGAAGAACUCAACAGCCACCCAGAAUACAACCAGGUCGUACUGGACGUCAACCGGUCUUUGAAACGCUUUCCCCCUGGCAUUCCCUACGAACAACGUGUCGCCCUGCAGGAUCAGCUAACGGUACUAAUUCUACGAGUCAUCAUCAAGUAUCCACAUCUCAAGUACUACCAGGGGUACCACGAUGUAGCGAUCACAUUCCUACUCGUCGUUGGGGAGGAAGUGGCCUUCCACGUGAUGGAGAUUCUGUCGACGAAUCACUUGGUCGAAUGCAUGCAGGAGACAAUGGAACCAACCCAACGGAGGCUAAUGUUCAUCUACCCUCUGGUGAGGAGGGAAAAUGCUGCCCUCUGUGAUUAUUUGGAGCGAUCCACCGUGGGCACACUGUUCGCACUGCCCUGGUACCUGACGUGGUUCGGACACAGUCUCAACUCGUACCGGUCGGUGGUGCGACUUUAUGACUACUUCUUAGCCUCUGAUUUUCUUCUGCCUAUAUACGUGACCUCUGCGAUCGUACUGUACAGACAGAAUGAGAUCUUCCAAGAGGACUGCGACAUGGCUUCGCUACACUGUUUGCUGUCACAGCUACCAGAAGAUCUGCCUUUUGAGUACCUUCUUAAAAAUGCCGAAGAGCUGUACCGGAAAUAUCCCCCAAAAUUGGUCGAAAAGGAUGUGGAAAACAUGAUAGCUAAAGAGAAGCAGCAACGGCUCAAGGAAGAACGCGAUCGCGAACGACGGAAGGCCCGCAGCGUGGCAAAGCCCGGUGGAAAUUCAUUCAUUGGCCGCCUGUUCCCGCACCUGCCGGUUACACGACGGUCCGUGUUUGUAACGACAGCAUUUUCCAUUCUGGUUGGCUUUUGUGCUUACUACUAUCGUGCACAUUUGAUGCCACUGUCGGCGAUCAGAUGAGUCGAGCUGUUCCGGCGGAUUCCGUCGUCUUUUACCGUUGUUACCGGACCGUUGGCCACAUAUUGGGGCUGGGACAGCUCGCCGAGGGCACUACAGUAAUUAGUUCAUGAAAUGAUUUUCAGUAUGCAUAAUGCUGAAUCAUAAGCUCGUGCCAGAAUCGAACGAACAGCCGAAAGCUUGAUCCCCAAAUUAUUGUAAAUUUCAGAAAAAAUGUGAUUUUCGACAACCAUCAUUUUCAUCGAAUAAAUUUCAUCGUUUUUCAGUGCAUUAUACUGCCUAUGAUCGCAUAUCAGUCCCAUAUUUGCUGGCAUUCCUAUUGAUAUGGGACAGUUAGGCGAUCAUAGGCAGUAUUUAUAGUACAUCUUUGUAAAUAAUUGUAUAUCAUUUGUCAGCAUAAUAGUAUGGAAACUGCAAAAAAAAAAUUUAAAAUCAUGCAAAAACGGAAAGGAAAACACAGACAAGCAGACAUAAAAGUCAAACGCGUUUUAUCCGUUUUAUCGUAUACCAGUAGCUGGAUUUUACAAAUGCUUGCUAUUUGGUGCAGUUCUUUACCAGAUAUGGUGAAAGCGUUUCGUUCAAAUCAGUGCAAACUACAAAUGGCGAUAUUGUUUCCAUGACGACAUGGUAUGUCCACAGAGAAACAGACGUAACUCUUAGACCAAAUUUCAUUGAAAAACAUCGUCACUAAAAUAUAAUCGCCCAAUGCUAAACGUACUGUGCUUGGCCGGGCCAUCACUAGAUGGCGGUAGUGAGCAAACGUCAAACAGGAUCACAAACGAUGCCAGCGCAGCGAAGGGUCAAUCGACCUACUACCAAAAAAAUUGAAUCAAUCG